CCUCUUUCAGCUUGUGGGUGUGCUAGAACUGGUCAGACUUCUCCAUCUUCCUCUGCUUAGUGUUCUUUCAUGUACCAGUAGGAUUGUGGAUGAUGUAGCGACUUACAUUUUGAGUUUUGGGUACUAGCUGCCUGUGUGAUGUAUAUCGAGCCAUUGCAUCAGCAGCCGAGAGGAAUGUAAUGAACUCAGCUGCUUGUGAAAGGGUUUUGGCAUUUCGGCGAGGGUACCACAAUGACGACCACACCACUUUCUCAGGUUAGCCAGUCGAUAUUGACAGCAAUCAUAACUAGCCGCCAGGACUUUUUCAACGGGUCCUCCAUCCGUUCCUCUCUGUCACUUCGCAGCUACCGAUCAUGCCUUGAACCGGCCAGAGCUCAGGCAUCCAUCUCGGGGUGGCAGUCCGCCGAGCCCACCAAGCGCAACAAAUCAAUAAUCACAAGAGCUAGCCUGAAGGAGCUCGUCUCGGUGGUAGAUGAGCGAAAGGUGAAAGAAAAGAUGGUGUUCUAUAUCCACGAGAUCAGAUCCGCAGACAUGACUGCUACUCUGAAGGUAGCAAGCCUGCCCGAAAACACAGCUCCUCUCCAGUGGGGGUCCAUCCUCGUCUUCGACAACGAGGUGCGAGAGGGUGAGGGCACGGACAGCAAGCUAAUAGCUCGGGAGCGAGGAUGGGGAUGCAUCACUGACAAAGACAGUGCUGACGGCUUGCAGCUAUUCUCUAAAAUCACUUUCACCGAUGGGAAAUACGAGGGCUCCAGUUUGACCUUCAGUGGCAAUGUUGGUGGGGCUGCUACACCUUACGAGCUCAUUAUUCUUGGCGGCACGGGACACUUUCGAGGUGCUCAUGGCUUCGUGUUGGCUGACAACUGCCCCAACCAGGGCAACCUCUUCAUCUUCCAGUGGAACGUCUUCGUCACGAAGGACAACGUUGGCCUGCUGUAGAUUUUUACAUUCGACGGCUGCUUUAAGUCUGCACCAACUAGCUUCCUGCACAUGCAGACGCUGAAAAAUUUGAUGUACCAAGGUAUUGAGUACAGAACGAGGAUCAAGCCCAUCAUGAAGUAUUGAAUGAACACAUGAUAUGCUAUGUUCGAGUUCAUUUUAGAGUUGAUCAUUAGUGUACAUAAUUGUUCAGCUUCUUCUAAUGAACCAUUUUUGUAUUUUAUUGGAAGUCUAUACAGCUUUUUUCCAACAAAAGCUAAACGUUGACUGUUCACAGCUGACUGCUUUCAUACUAUCUAAAGUGGGUAGAUUUUACAGAAAUGAACACUCUCUUCACGUCUAGAAAGGAGAGUUGACUGGACACCUCGCACCAGAUGUCCAUCACUGUCCUCUCCACAAGAACAACCACAAUCCUCGUGUACACACAUCAUACUAUAUAUAUAUAUAUACAAAUGUUUUACAAGA
Molecule: messenger RNA, 1404 nt
Organism: Physcomitrium patens
Lineage: Eukaryota; Viridiplantae; Streptophyta; Bryopsida; Funariales; Funariaceae
Source: RefSeq, a predicted model, not a curated record